Styela clava is the source of this 1371-nucleotide messenger RNA. Its product is annotated as dnaJ homolog subfamily B member 6-like. Gene Ontology annotation, molecular function: Hsp70 protein binding. NCBI's taxonomy places the organism in Eukaryota, Metazoa, Chordata, Ascidiacea, Stolidobranchia, Styelidae. The record is from RefSeq and is a predicted model, not a curated record.
AAAUUAUUUCUCAAUAUCCUAUUAUUUUCAGUUAAUAAACUAAAAAAUUUACUUAGGGUAUAUUGAAGUAUAUUGCACAUUCAUUAACAAUGGGAGAUUAUUAUAAAAUAUUGGGAGUAUCAAGAAAGGCAACUGAUUCUGAAAUAAAGAAAGCAUAUAGGAAAUUAGCUUUACAAUGGCAUCCUGAUAAAAAUCCAGACAACAAAGAAAACGCAGAAGCUAAAUUUAAAGAAAUUGGAGAAGCAUACGAUGUUUUAUCUGAUAAGGAAAAACGGGAAGUAUAUGAUCGCUACGGUAAAGAAGGAUUACAAGGAGGUGGUGGAGGGGGAGGUGGAUUUGAUUUUGGUUCUAAUGUUCAUCAUCAUUUCACAUUCCGAUCGCCAGACGAAAUUUUCAGGGAAUUUUUCGGAGGUCAAGAUCCAUUUGCAGCUUUUGAUCUCGGCGGUUUUCCAGGCUUCUCUAAUCGACAGUCUCAUAAUGACUUUUUUGGAGGGUUUGGAUCAGGGUUUGGGGGAUUUUCGGGAUUUCCUGAAUUCUCAGCACUUGAUAAUGGUCGUGGAGGAUUUGCUUCUUUUUCAUCAUUUUCAUCGGGUCCCGGAACACAUGCCAACGUAAGAUCAGUUACUAAAUCAACAAGGAUAGUUAAUGGAAAAAAAGUUGAAACCACAAAGACCAGAGAAAACGGUCAAGAAAGAGUUGAAGUUAGAGAAAAUGGAAAACUGACAUCAGUAGUUGUUGAUGGUGUUUCUGAUGAUUAUGAAUUGGCUUUGGGUAUGAGUCGAGACCAAGCUGCCAUUGACACUGGUUCAAGUUCUCGCCAUAGGUCUUCCCACCAUCAUCGCUGGUCGCCCGCAGGUCACUCACGUCAUCACCAUGGACAUGGACGCAGUAAUCGUUAUGGUAGAUCAAGGACAAGUCCAAAUGUUUAUUAUGAUGAUUCCAGCGAGGAUGAAGAUGUAAGAAUAGCAAAGGAAAGAAGUCUUGCUGAUCAAGAACAAAAGCAUAGAAAGAGACCUGGUUCAAAAGUAUAGCUACUACAGUCUCAGCACUCUUAUGGUCUUCAAAACUGAUUAUGUUGUAUAGAAACAAAUAUUUUUUUCUUUAUUAUAUUGCUGUUGUACAGCUUUUUUGUAGUUUCUUUCUGUUGUUAUUCAAUAUUUUACUAAUAACAAAUGGGUAACGACGUAUUUGCCGACAUAAUGUCUCUCCAAAUGGUAACUUCUACAACGGUGGAUGUAAAAACUUGAAUGAUUUCAUUUUUAUCACUUUCUGUUUGUGUGUUUAUUGUCCUAUCUUUCUUAUGCUAACUUGAGAUUAGCUUAUGGUUGUGGGUUUUUUGUGAACUUGUGAAAGAAAAAUGGUCUGUCUGUA